AUGUCAACGGAAUCUGCAAUUCUGAUUAAUGUUGAUCAGUCGUCAACUAGUGAUGCGGAUGCAAUUAAUAAUCCGGAAGCUGGAUGUGAUGAUACUAAUUCCGGUGAUUCUAAUUCUACUUUGUUGAAGACUGAAAAGUAUAGUCUACAAACUCAUAAUUUUGACCAAGCAUUGCUUAAUGCUAAUAAAAUGGAACAAACUGACUUUCAAAAUCGUUCCAUUGGUGCUGCCGAUCCAGUGCUGGAAUCAUCCAAAUUACUCAGGAAACUUUCCGAAGCUUUUGGUAUGUCCAUUUUUCUCUCUGAUCUCCUUCAAUUAUGA
Loa loa (African eye worm) is the source of this 321-nucleotide messenger RNA. RefSeq lists its product as hypothetical. The transcript has a single exon. The record is from RefSeq and is a predicted model, not a curated record. Bases 1 to 321 code for a protein of 106 amino acids. NCBI's taxonomy places the organism in Eukaryota, Metazoa, Nematoda, Chromadorea, Rhabditida, Onchocercidae.